This is a messenger RNA of Micromonas pusilla CCMP1545, 2334 nucleotides long. RefSeq lists its product as uncharacterized. The transcript is spliced from 2 exons. The record is from RefSeq and is a predicted model, not a curated record. The coding region runs from base 178 to 2277 and encodes 699 amino acids. NCBI's taxonomy places the organism in Eukaryota, Viridiplantae, Chlorophyta, Mamiellophyceae, Mamiellales, Mamiellaceae.
CCUCGUCGCCCCGCGAGCGACGUCGCGCGCUCGGCGUCGCGCUCGUCGGCGCUCACUAGGCGCGGGAAUCGCCCGCGGGCGUCCCCGGAUCCGCGCGCGUCGCGUCGCGUCGAACGCGCCGCGCGAGCCCAGAUCGUCGUCGUCCUGUCUGCGCGCGAAGGGGGACGUGCACGAAUGAUGCCGCGCGCCGUCCGCCGCGGGCGCGGAGCCUCCGCCGCGCUGACGUUCGCGAUGCUGCUCGCGUGCGCGCUCGCGUGCGGCGCGACGGUCGCGACCGCGGACGCCGCCGCCGCCGCCACCGCCGCCGCGGUCCCGGGCGCGGAGACGCCCUCGGCGCGCGACGCGGACGAAAAAGUGUACGCGAUCCGCGUCGUCGACGCGAACGCCAAGGUCAAGGUGCCGCGCGUCGUGACGGGCACGACGCGCCGACCGGGGAUCUUGAAGCUCUCCGGGCACGGCAGGAUCGCGAUGCACAAGAUGUUCCACCACCUCACCCUGAAGGUCCACGACGAGGGCGGGUUCGCGGCGAACAACUGCGCGCUGCGUAAGAUCGUCGCGACGUCCGCGACGGGGAAACCGAACGCGAUCGCCGACGCGCCAGCCGACGCGUCCGGGGAACGACCGCGGCACGCCAACUUCCGCGACGCGAAGAUACGGCAGCGCAAGGGCGCUGGAUGGGGUCACGCGCACGCGCUCAACCCCGCGCUCGAGGCGACGUUCGGGCCGUACGUCUCCGACGUGAUGCUCACGCCGAGGUGCGAGAAGAGACGAGGCGACGGCGUCGCGACGGUCAAGUACCGCGUCGAGCUCGUGUCCUCCAAAGGGCCGGAUCUGCGGAGGGUGUUCCGACUCGUAGUCGGCGCCGCGCUCGUCGCGUUCGCGCCCACGAUCAGCGGUUGGACCGCGGCGUACUACGGCCUCGGCAUGGCGCUGUCCGUCCUCGCCGUCGCGUUGCUCGUCUUGUUCCGCGUGUCGAGGGCGAUGCCGGGGGGGCGGGUCGUGAAAACCGGCGGCGCCGUCGUCGCCGCGCUCGCCGCGGUGAUCGUCCCCACGGAGGAUCUGUCGCGCAUAGUCGAAGGGUACGUCGCGCUCAUGCUCAAGCCCGCGCAGCUCGUGUUCCGCGCGGUCGUGGAGCAGAACCCCGACGAGGCUGGGCUUCCGUUCGCGUUGUUCGCGACGACGCUCGUGCUCGUCGGCGCCGGCGUCGGGUUCUGGGUCGUUCGAAGGUGGCUCGUGGAUCCGUUCUCGGGGGGGGUGGAGCCCACGGUCGCGGGAUUCUCGUGCGCCGCGAUGCGCGCGAUCGGGAUCGUGCUCUUGCUGUUCAGCACGUUGGACACCCUGUGCGGCGCCGCGCUCGCGGGGUGCGGCGUCGGCGUCGCCGUCGUGUCGCCGGUGAUAUCCAGGAUGACGCGGCUCGGUCCCGCGCGCGGGAGCAGCGGCAGAGGGCGACCGUCCUCGGGGAGGGACAGCAGGCGCGGAGGGUCUUCUUCGGGGCGUUACGGGUACGCGCGCGGGGACGACUUCGACCUCGACGACGACGCGUCGCCGCGGUCGCACGGCAGGGGCGGCUCCGGCGGCGGCGCGAGACGACGAGUCAGUUUCGGUUUCGGCGGCGGGGACUCGCCGCCGCCAUCGCGGGGCCGAGACCGCGCGCGCGACCGCGACCGCUCGCCAGGGGACUCCUCGCCGGAGGAACGCGACGCGCGCGGGUCCUCCGCGCGCGGGCGCGGGCGCGGGCGGAAGCGGCGGUCGUUCCCGAAGACGAUGGACCCGGAGCCGGAGGAGCCGCACGCGGUUCUCGAGGGCGCCGGCCUCGGCGCGGAACCGGACGACCGCCCGCGCGGCGCCGGGCUUCUGAGGUUCAUCGGCGGGCUUCUGUUUCGACGCGGGAAGAGAGGGAAAGAUUCGAGAGCGACACCGCCGCCGCCGCCGACGCCGCCGUCGGUGACAGCGACGCCGCCGAGCGCGACGCGCGGACGCGGCCGAGGCGCGAAGACGCCGUUCGCGCCCGUCGUGUCCCCUUCGCCGACGCGCGGAAAGAAACAGGCGGCAGCCGCCGCGAAGGCGCCGCCGAAAUCGCCGCCGCCGCCAGUGGGCAUGGCCGCCGCGAGCGUCGGGCGGUUCCUGUCGCAGAAGGAGUACGAUCAUCGCUGCGCGAAGGCGACGGACACCGGUCUCGGCGCGCUGUACGGUACCCCGGAGUUCACGGAGUGGAUGAAGAAGCAAGGGCACCGGCUGAGGAUCGCGCGAGACUCCGACUCGGACUACUCGGACUGACGAGACCACGACCGUGGAUAUUUUUUCGUUCACGUGUAACGACCUAAGCGUAAGACU